Messenger RNA from Phalacrocorax carbo (great cormorant), 3021 nucleotides. The record is from RefSeq and is a predicted model, not a curated record. NCBI's taxonomy places the organism in Eukaryota, Metazoa, Chordata, Aves, Suliformes, Phalacrocoracidae.
AUGCCCACCCUGCCUGGCCUCAGCAACGGCCUGGGCUCCUCCUACGCCGGCGGGCAGAGGAAGACGUGGAUGGAUCAUCUGCUGAAUUCCCAAGCAGCUUCAGAGGAGACAGCUGUCCUCAGCCCAGUGCCCGGACUCGACUUCCACUAUGGUGGUCGUCCAGCAGCAAUGUGCUCCUGGCCCCAGGACACCGAGUGCCUCCUCCAGGAGGGUCCCGCUGCAGAGGACAACUCGCCUGCCAUGUCCUCAGCCGAUCAGGAUGUCACUGCGGUCCCUGCACCGCUCCAGUCACCCUCUAAUGUCAACCAGUCCAAGGACUUCAUUCGCUGCCUGCCACCUCACCUGUCCAUGUACAUCCUGGGGCUUUUGAAUCAGAAAUCCCUCAACGCAUGUGCUGCCGUGAGUACAUGCUGGGCUUUUCUGGCCAAAGAAGUCAAGAGGGAACGUCUGUGUCAAAGCGUAGUACAGGAGAAGAUCCUGUAUUUGCAGAGGUUGUGCCCUAGAGGAGCGGUUUCAAACUAUGCUAAAACAGUCAAUGUGACAAUUCCGCAGUUAAAUGAAGAGGGAGAUGUCAUUGAAGUGAAAGACCACAACCUGGGGGGUAAAACAAAGGAGGAAGACAACCUACAGGCAGCCUAUCAUGAUCUUCAAACUGACAUGAUUCGGUUGGAAGAGAGAAAUGUCUUCUGUGGCUCCUACAAUAUUCGUGUCCUCACAGACCAAUUAGACCGAAGCAGAAUAAUCCAUUACAGUGGUGGAAACUUGGUAGCCAUUGGCUCUGCAGACCGAAAAGUGAGGCUUCUUGGUGUGUCGGGAAUGAAAGAAGUGGCACCUCUGCUUUCUGGCCAUGCUGGGAGCAUCAAAGCACUGUUCCUCAAUGAGAAGAAAGGGUUCGUUCUCAGCGCAAGCUUUGAUCUGAGCAUCAGAUGCUGGAAUAUAUACAGCGGUGCUUGUAUGAAAAUCUUUAACGGUCACCGUGGGACAAUCACCUGCUUGGAUUUACAUGAAGAACAGUUUGUGUCAGGAGCCAGAGAUGGGAUGGUGAAAGUGUGGAACCUGGCGAGCGGAAAAUGUCUCAAGACCCUGAAACACAACAGCGUUGUUUGGGUAGUUAAAAUGGAUGGCAGCCGUGUUGUCAGUGGGUGUGACCGAGGGCUGGUGAAAGUCUGGUGUGCUGCUACAGGCACCCUGAUCAAAACAUUAGAGGGGCACCAAGGCCCCGUUAAGUGCUUGUCCUUUGAUCAGUGGCACCUCAUCACAGGAAGCACUGAUGGAUACGCCCUGGGAUGGAGCAUGCUGGGAAACCUCAAGAGAUGCCUGAUAGCUUUCCGCCACCCAAAGGAAGUUCUGUCUUUGGAGUUCCUCUAUCUGAGAGUCAUCAGCGGCUGCGCCGAUGGAAAGAUUCGUAUAUUUAACUACCUGACUGGAAGCUGCCUAAAAGUGUUGAUGGGCAACAGCAGAGGGGACCCUGUGUCAUCUUUUUACGUAGCAGAAAACAGGAUGGUGAUCAACUCACCCACUAGUCUGUUGAUGCUCCAGUUUGAGGAUGUCAGGUGGGACUAUACCUUAGACGCUGACCGAGAGAUGGCGGGGAAGGAGAAACAGCGCAAGGAGACGGCAAGCAGAACAUCGCUCCACCUUCAGCCGUCGGAACGCCGCGACCUCAGCCAGAUGCAUCGACCUGCUCUGGAGACACGAGCUCUCUGCUAUGAAACGAUGAAAUCAGCAGCUUGCCAGGAACAGCAGCCUGUUCUCGAGAUGGAAAAGGCUUUUCGUAUUCAGGCAGAGCAGCAGAAAAAGCUUUUCAUUCCUGGCAUCAAACAACCCCAUGCCUCUGCCUCGGGAAAGUCAGCAAGAGCGCAUUCUGCAAGAAUCCCAGCAGACACUGAUGGCAAAUCUGAACGCGGCCCUUCUCUCUGUGCGCCUGAACAUCCUGAUGGGGCAGAAGCCACUUUGCAGCAUGAAAAGAGAAGAGGUCCAAGCUGUCCCAUGUCCCCAUACAAGUUCCUCCUAACGGUCAGCACACUGCAGAACACCUGCAAGGCAGUCCCAGUCAGCUCCAGUAUUAAGCACACUGCGAGGGUCAGGGAAGCAUGGGAACAUCCAUGUGAACAUCAUCAGCGCCGCCCUGGAAAGGUACCAACGCACAAACCCCCCUUUCUGCAACGCAGAAAGGAUCAGACAGUCCAGCUCCAACAUAUAAGAUCACACUGUGACUCUCUGACUGUGAAAAGGAUUUCUAUACCCUUUGAAACCAAAAUGCUGCAGCUCAAGCUGAAAAACUCUUUGCAUGGACCCACUGUGAAUUCCUCCAUUCCUGCUCCCUCUGUUGUACGUCCCAAGACUUGCUGUGGUUUGCUGCGAGAAAAGAAAGCUCACAGUGGUCAUGAUAAAGUCAUUCUUCUCCCUGAAGAUGGGGUUCAGCUUAUCGAUCCCUUUACAGCUUCUUCUGAACUGAUCAAAUCAACGUGUGUGAUGAUUGCACGAAUGAAAAAUGAAGCGGUUUCCAGGAGAAAAGAGCCUUUUUGUCCGUAUGCUGCAGACCCUUCCCGGAGCAACAGCGGGUUUAGGCUUCUGACAGGAGGACAGAAGGAGGUUUAUGAGGCGGCUACUGUAGCUCAGUAUCAGGCACACCAGACAAAGCUCAUGGAGGAUCAGCAAAGAGCACGCAAGAGGGCCUGGUUAAGGAAAAUUAAAGGCCUGCCUAUAGACUCUUUUACUGGGGAGGGAAAAACAGCUGCUCCUGAACUUGGGCUUAAUGCAUUUAUCUGAAAUAAUCCUUUAGUCCAACAACCAGCCAGCAUCCGAGGAUUCUGGUGUCCAGCUGAGUCUGCCAUGUCAAGAUCCCUGUGGUUUCUAACUAUAAAAGACAUCUCCACUGUGAGUUUUUCUAAGAGCUAUUAUUGGUAUAUUCAGCUAUUUCUCAAGGCAAUGAAUGGACUGAGUCCUCUCCUGGAUUUAUCUUGCCAGACCUGCUGUUACUGCAGACGCAGCACUGUUUGACACUAAUUUAGCUCAACA